Molecule: messenger RNA, 2307 nt
Organism: Desarmillaria tabescens
Lineage: Eukaryota; Fungi; Basidiomycota; Agaricomycetes; Agaricales; Physalacriaceae
Exons: 6
Coding region: 1-2307 (768 amino acids)
Source: RefSeq, a predicted model, not a curated record
AUGGAUGACCUCGCUCCUGAGCUGAAGGACAGGAUAGUCUGGUUUGCAUCUAGCAACCACGCUGACGUUUCAGCACUGUCUCUCAUCAAUCAUUCUUUCUUGCAUCCUUCUAGACGCCAUGGUCAUCGAACUCUGCGCAUCAAAGACAGUGUCAUCCCACUGGGUCCAUACGACAUUUACACUCCUGGUCGACAGGCAUACUUGGCCAAGUGUAAUCGGCGAACUCCCAGAUCACUCGCUCGCGCCCUGCAAGAGGACUUUCCUCAAGUCGGAGAGUAUGUUCAUCGCAUCAUCUUUGAUACGACGUACUUCCAGACUGCGGACGUGCUCGCGAUGUAUGACCUCAUUGAUGAGCUCCCUCGACUGAGCGAGGUUGUUCUCGAAAACACCGACCUUAGUUUUUUUACGACAUCGCUGUGUACACUUCUCAGCGCUGUGGAUGGAAUAUCAACGCUGGUACUGAGAUCGUGCUGUGUUGAUACCAAAUCCUUGAAUAUUCUGAUGAACAGUGCAUUGAUCAUCCUCUUAGCAGAAUGCAUCCUCACGUACCAUGAUUUAGCGUUGGACCUGCGGGUUCUUGGUCUCUCGUGCUGCAACGAAUACAACAUCGUCAUGGCAGACUUGAAACCUGAAACGUUAGGCGCCAUUUCCAAACUGCAGAGUUUGACUAUUGGUGCAAGGACAGUGGGAUGGGAAGGAGAGGCUCUUGCCUAUGAAUGGUUCGGAGGGCUGCAGUUUCAAACCUUGCGAUUCCUGACGCUUCAUGUUCAUCACGAGGUCGACGCAGACGUUGUUGAGAUAUUGCUGCUUAACUGUGGUUGUAUCACAGAGCUUGCAGUCCAGUUAUCUACCUUUCAGACAUUGAGGCAUUCUACUGGAAGACACAAGCUGAACCUUUCCCGACUUAUCAACUUAACCAGUCUUGCUGUGACAGUCGAGGGUCAGGAUGCUUUUAACUUCUUUCUGCAUUCUCUAGGCACGCUUCCUCGGCCUUCUUUGCUUGCUGUCGACUUGGUGUUGGUGUAUAGUCCUAAAGACUGGCCCAAACCAAUGUCGGAGAGCGCCAAAAGCAUGGACAACACGCUGUGCAAGCUAAUUGAUUCGGGUCGGUUUGAAAGGAUGAUUGUGGGAUUCUGCCGCAAUCAUAGCGGCCGACAUGUAGAAACAUUAGCCAGAGACUUCAUUAACAAUGGUCUGCGGGAGCUGAAGGCUAAAGUGGGGGGGAGACUUCUUACUGAACAAAACCAUAUGCACGCUUUGGUUCGCUUUUCCGUUGACAGCGAAGGCCAUCUGUGGCGCAUGGAGGAUAACAUGCACCUAUGCACUGACAAUGCCAUUUCUCGACUUACCCACUUAUAUUUGGAGACGCCCUCUUUUCCAUUUGAAUGUGAGGCAACGAAGCUGGACUGGCUGAAACGGAUCACCUUUCCCGAGCUCCAGGUCCUACAAAUCAGCAUAAGCUAUGAUUUUUGGUUGGACGAUGUACAGCUCCUGUUAGAACGUGCAUUUGAGGUAAACCAUUUAAUACUCAAUGUGUGUCCUUAUCAUUGCAUCGAAAACAGAUGCGCAGAACAUGCUAGUGACCACAGCAGAUGUCUCCUCUCUUUGGCCAAUCUUGGUCGUCUGCAGUCCUUGUCAAUUAUCACAGGAAUACGCGCACUGAAAAUGGUAGAGCGUACUCUUGGUACUCUUUCCAAGGUACCAUUGUGGAUGCUCAGCCUUGAGUUUGCGUAUUUUACCAAGAGAUGGUCACAAGGAUGGGUAGAAGAACUUCGAGGCGUGGAUGAGGCCAUCAUUAGUGCCAUAGACCUGGAGAGGCUAGACUGCAUGAAGGUGUUCAGUCAUAUGCACGACGGAUCGGAGGAGUCGUUCUUGUGUGCACCCUCGGUAAUGGCUACUCAAAUUCAUCCGAUACACUUCCUUGUCGCAGUGGCCCUCUGGGUAAUACCCUUUGACCUACUGCUCCAAGCCGCCGUCAUCGCCUGGAUUGUUCCCUACAUCAUUAACGACCCCAUCUUCGCAGUUUUAACAACUGUGUUCCUUACCUUGGCCCUCAUACGAGUUUGUAUCGCCGCACCCCUCCUAGCUGGACUGCUAGUAGCCCUCCUGUCCCUAAAGUUAGCCUCAGUACUAGUGGUCACACUGCUAGCAUUGACUGACCCAUCCUUCGACGACGAUAACAUAUUGAUGACCGGUCCCGACUACGAGACCGACCUCAACCUGAUUAUCGCGACCCUCGCUGCCCUCACUAUCCUUGCCCUGACCAUCGUAUGGUCACUCCUUACCGCCGGCUAUCACGGAAAAUAA